UUCAGACGUCCGCAUUUUUCGCAGCGCUCUCAGUUCCGAGUGUUCUUCUCAUUCAACUAGGUGUACCUUAAAUGCUAUCCCGUUUUGGGUUAUUGUCGUGUGGUUAGUUGCAUAUCAUCGAUCUGUUAACAGCACUACUUAAUUAUAAACCUUCCAGUAAGGUAACUAUUACCUUUGUUUAGCAGCAGUUAGACGGGGAUUGUUCAACGGUGAAUCAUUCAGUACGAGUUGCUUCGAAAUAGGAAGUUCUGUCCCGUCAUUGUGCAAUAUUCGUUGUGUGACGUGUUGUAUUUAUUUUCUGCUUUUUCGUUCGCCCAGAAGCAAGGACAGCGUGUUUGUAAGACAUUUUUGACAGUGGAGUGACAACGAUUGGCAGCUCAGUUGGGAGUGUAUGUAAAUAGUGCAGGGGAGUUAACUUCCGAUCAGUGCUAUUUUCUGUGACCAACCAUUUACGGUGACAAACCGUGCAGAAAGAGUGGGUGCUGUGCGUAUUCACCGUGCGAGUUGGAGAAGCCUGGAAAGAAAAAGUUUACGGAGAAAGGUGAAAAGAAAUACCAUUCGGUCUCGGAUAGCAUAGCGCGAGAAAAACAUCACGAGUGUGUGGAUUACAUUCGAUUUGGUGAAACUCUUGCUGACGUAAUUCGGAUAUCUGUGCCUCUCGUCAUCUCGACACCAUCGCCAAAUAUCAGCUGAAUCUCCGGCCGCGACGGGAUUGCAGAGGGCUUCCUCAAUUGGGACAACGAUUACCGUCUGCGUUCUCGGACGGGCAGCCAGAAGAGAGAAAAAAAAGAGGACCAGACACACAAUCAGCGGACCACGACGACGGAGUGUUUUAGUUUGCUUCGAAGCAGAGGAUGAGUCGCGAGUUGAUCUCGCGGAUCGCAACGACGACGACGACAGCAAGUUUUGUGUGAUCAAAUUGCAAUACCGGAAAACGUGAUAUUUGAAAAUUCAUUUCAAGCAUAAAAGUGAGUGUGGUGGGGAUCAAAAAGUAAUAUCGAAAAGAAAAAGUGUGAAUAAUCUACGUUUGUUUUCGAGCGGAUCGGAGGAAUCUACAGGAGUAAUAACCUGUACCGUUGGAUAAGUGUUGGUGUUGUUAUUUUUGUUUGCAAUUAAGCCCAAAAAAGGGAGCGCUUGACAAGAGUAAAUUAGAAUCUAGGCUAGAUUCGCCCAAUCAUUCAUCUCAUUCGGUGUGAACGCUUAUCAACAUUAGUUCGUCCAAAAUGUUUAUCGAGGAGGAUGUCCAGAUGGAAAGUUUCUGGGUGCAGACGGCGAUCGGUGCGAUCAAAAUCAUCGCCAUGGUAUACGACAUCAUCACGUUCCCGGUAUAUCUGGUGCUGCAGCGACCCUGGAAGCGAAGAGACCUCGCCAAACGGCAAAAGGCCAAAAUCAUCCAGCGAGAUGCCACAUCGAUCACAUACCGUGGCGUGGACGAGCCCGGCGAGAUGCACGUCAAGAUGAUGCAGAACAACAUCGACACCCUGGAACGGAUGUUCGAGUUUGUGACCAAAGUGCACAGCACCAAGCGAUGCAUUGGCACGCGCAAAAUCAUCAGCGAGGAGGAUGAAAUGCAGCCGAACGGGCGGGUUUUCAAAAAGUUCAACAUGGGCGAGUACAUGUGGAGGACCUUCAUCGAGACGGAGUACGCGGCCGCUUGCUUCGGUCGGGGGCUGCGGGAACUGGGCCAACAGCCGCGCCAAAACAUUGUGAUCUUUGCUGAAACGCGCGCCGAAUGGUUGAUCGCCGCUCACGGCUGCUUCAAGCAGAACAUGCCACUGGUCACGAUCUACGCCACGCUCGGCGAUGAUGGUAUCGCUCACGGUAUCAAUGAGACGGAGGUUACGACGGUUAUCACCUCGCACGAGCUGCUGCCUAAGUUCAAGCAGGUACUGAAAAUCACCCCCAACGUGAAGAAAAUCAUCUUCAUGGAAGAUCAGCUGCACAAAACGGACAUCACCGGGUUCAAGGAGGGUGUGGAAAUCAUUCCGUUCUCGACGGUGGUCGAAAAGGGCGAGAAAAGCAAAAUGCCUGGAUGUUCUCCAACGCCCGACGAUACCGCGAUCAUCAUGUACACGUCCGGCUCAACCGGCACUCCGAAGGGUGUACUGCUAUCGCAUGCCAACUGCAUCGGCACCAUGAAGAACUUCUGCGACAUCUUCAAGAUCUACCCGGAUGAUGUGCUGAUCGGAUUCUUACCACUGGCUCACGUGUUCGAACUGUUGGCCGAAAGUGUCUGCUUACUGACCGGUGUUCCAAUCGGAUACUCCACCGCACUGACGUUGAUUGAUUCCAGCUCCAAGAUCAUGAAGGGCUCCAAGGGUGAUGCUUCGGUGCUGAAACCGACGUGCAUGACGUCCGUCCCGCUCAUUCUUGAUCGCAUCUCAAAAGGAAUCAACGCGAAGGUGAACGCCGAGGCACCGAUGAAGAAAGCUUUCUUCAAGUUUGCCUACCAGUACAAAUCAAAAUGGGUUGCUCGUGGAUAUCAGACGCCAUUUUUGGACAAAAUUCUAUUCAAGAAGAUUGCCAAACUGCUAGGAGGACGCAUCCGUGGUGUUAUGUCCGGUGGUGCUCCGUUGGCUGCCGAUACUCACGAACAAAUUCAACUGUGUUUGUGUGUCGAAAUGAUUCAAGGCUAUGGGCUAACAGAAACAACCGCCGGGGCAGCCGUUACUGAUAAAUUCUCCAUGGAAUACAGCGUGGUAGGGGCCCCGUCGUCCUGCAACUACAUCCGGCUUAUUAACUGGGAGGAAGGAAACUAUCGCGUGACGAACAAACCGUACCCGCAGGGUGAGAUCGUGGUUGGUGGAACGACCGUCUCGAAGGGAUACUACAAAUUGCCAGGAAAAACUGAGGAGGAAUUCUUCGAGGAAGAUGGCCAACGGUGGUUCCGCACCGGGGACGUCGGCGAAGUGCAUCACGAUGGUGUUCUCAAGAUUAUCGAUCGUAAGAAGGAUUUGGUUAAGCUGCAGGCCGGCGAAUACGUAUCUCUCGGUAAAGUGGAAUCGGAACUGAAGACCUGCCCGGUGGUGGAAAACAUUUGCGUUUACGGUGACUCGACGAAGCAGCACACGGUGGCGUUGAUCGUACCGAACCCGCAGCAUCUGGACGAGAUUGCCGAACGGCAAGGGCUGAAGGGUAUGGAGUUCGAGGAGCUGUGCACGUCGCCGGUCAUGGAGAAGGCUGUUGUGCACGAACUGGCGGAACACGGCAAGAAAUGUAAACUGCACCGCUUCGAGAUUCCAACUGUGGUAACCCUGUGCAAGGACAUCUGGACCCCGGACAUGGGCCUGGUGACGGCGGCCUUCAAGCUCAAGCGCAAGGACAUCCAGGAACGGUACAAGAACGAAAUCAGCCGGAUGUACGCGUCGUAGAUCCUUCGUUCGUCCCCCACCAGUAUCCUAGUAAGCUGUGCAGCGAGAUUUCCUCGUCCCCUCCAGUGUACGAACGUACGCGUGUGUGCGCUAGUGUGCGAACGACCUCGCAAUUAGAAUUCCAGCACCACCACGAUCAACAACAGCACCACCACUACCCAAGCUCAUCACCAUCAACCACGCGCUGCUGCGGCGCGGUCAGUUCCGGAUCUGUGCAUUUGUGAAGCUGACGCCUCGUAUCCAGAGGGUAACAACUGCAGCAGAAUCGGCAUCGACUAUCAUUUAUCGUACCCUCCCCCCCAAUGUGAUCAUUUCGCUUCAACUCAUCUUCAUCCCAGUGUGAUGAAUCAGUGUACUCUAGACCAUUUGACUAACCAAUUCCCCGGAAAGAUUCCGGUGUAAAUUCGAUGUUAUGUACAGGAGAGUAGUGAGAAGAUGUUUGACAAAGUUUGUCAAAUUUGUUGCCCGUAUUACCUUAUUGUUAGGUCAAAAUUAUAUUCGAAUAUUGUUUUCCUGUUUAUUGUUCUCUUUUCUCGUUCAUGUUUCGUCCGCACACAUACGAGCAAGAAUAAAAACACAAAUGUGAAUAACACUGCUACAGAA
Messenger RNA from Armigeres subalbatus, 3974 nucleotides. Its product is annotated as long-chain-fatty-acid--CoA ligase 4-like. Lineage: Eukaryota; Metazoa; Arthropoda; Insecta; Diptera; Culicidae. Gene Ontology annotation, molecular function: palmitoyl-CoA ligase activity. The coding region runs from base 1224 to 3371 and encodes 715 amino acids. The transcript has 10 exons. Gene Ontology annotation, biological process: long-chain fatty acid metabolic process; long-chain fatty-acyl-CoA metabolic process; neuron differentiation. The record is from RefSeq and is a predicted model, not a curated record. Gene Ontology annotation, cellular component: plasma membrane; lipid droplet; endoplasmic reticulum.